Messenger RNA from Vidua chalybeata, 975 nucleotides. RefSeq lists its product as uncharacterized. Bases 1 to 780 code for a protein of 259 amino acids. The record is from RefSeq and is a predicted model, not a curated record. The transcript is spliced from 2 exons. Lineage: Eukaryota; Metazoa; Chordata; Aves; Passeriformes; Viduidae.
AUGGCUCGCCCGGCAGCCGCCGCCGCAGGGGGGGCGCAGCCUCCCGGCCCGCGCGCGAGCGGCCCCGCGAUUGGCGGAGCGCGAGCGCCGCCGCGUCCCCGCCCGCGCGGCUGCGGCGGCCGCCGCCUCACGCCCGCCGGCCCCGGGGCUCGCCCCGUGCCUCUCCUCGCCCUCUGCCCCCGUCGCCUCCUGCUCCUCCUCGCCUUCUUUCCUCUCGCUCCUCCUGCCCCCCUCGCCUUCACGACUGAGGCGCCGCGACUGUGGGUGGCCGCGCUCGCUGCGGGCUCGGCCGGCGCCGCAGCAGCCUGCAAUCGCGGGGCGUGCGUGCGGGAGAAACCGCUGAGGAGAGCCGGGAGGGCCGAGCAUGGGGAAAGCCAGGCGUCCUGCCCCACAUGCCCCUUGCCCUGGGACACCGGGCCCAGCCUGACCUGGCAAGGCUUUAGGCAGCAGGAGGGAAAGAGAGGAGCAAGGGGAAGGGACAGGGCUGCUUCCAGACCAAGCCUACGUGUCCUGUUCGGCAUCCCUGGGUUGUGCAAACGAUGCAAGAUAAAACCAGGUCGUGCUCGCUCGGGCGUCCAGGUGACACGAGGCUUCGUGCACACACUGGCAUUUCUGCUUUCCAUUCAGUGCUUAAAAUCUCAGUGGCCUCUUCCAGCCUGCAUCCAGUGUGGAUGUUUACUGUCACAAACCCACUUCAAGACUCAGAGUGCCACCACAUAUUCUGAAAAAGAACAUCUUUAUCUGAAUUCCCGUGGUGUUGGGCAGAGAAGGAAAAUAUAACAGAUACAUUCUAAAGUUAUCCCAAACUGAGUUCCCAUGCAACAGUUUCUCAUUGUUUCUUUUCUGUUCUAUCUGCAAUCAGAAUUUGUUUUUCACCCUUGCCAAUUUUGCACUGAAUUUUUCAACUGGUCCUUCUAAAUGCAAGGAGUUGUUUCAAAACCAAGAGAUGUAUAAAUAAAACACAUUCAUCUGAAA